Messenger RNA from Acinonyx jubatus (cheetah), 6212 nucleotides. Its product is annotated as WAS/WASL-interacting protein family member 3-like. The transcript is spliced from 2 exons. Bases 2822 to 3763 code for a protein of 313 amino acids. NCBI's taxonomy places the organism in Eukaryota, Metazoa, Chordata, Mammalia, Carnivora, Felidae. The record is from RefSeq and is a predicted model, not a curated record.
UAAGUAGGUUUCACACCCAGUACAAAGCCCAAUGCAGAGCUUGAACUCAUGACCCUGAGAUCAAGACUUGAGUUGAGAUCAAGGGGCACCUGGGUGGCUCAGUCACUUAAGUGUCCAACUUUUGCUUUUAGCUCAGGUCAUGAUCUUAUGGUUUGUGAGACUGAGCCCCAUGCGGGCUGACAGUGAGGAACCUGUUUGGGAUUCUCUCUCUCUGUCCCUCCUCCACUCACGUAAGUGUGUACAUGCCCUCUCUCUCUCUCUGAAAAUAAAUAAGUAAACAUUAAAAAAAAAAAAAAAAAGACCUGACCUGAGAUCAAGAGUAGGAUGCUUAACCAACUGAGCCACCCAGGUGCCCAACCACUAAUUUGAUUUCUGUCACCUUAGGUAAGUUUUGCCUCUUCUAGAAUUUCAUAUAAAUGACCUCAAACAGUUUGUAUUUUGUGUUUGGCUUCUUUGACUCAGCGUGUAAUUUUUGAAAUUUAUAUUGUUGCAGGCGUCAACAGUUUGUUCCUUUUUACAGGGGAGUAGUAUUCCAUUGGAUGCCCCUAGAAGCUUUUUUUAUCCAGUCUCCUCCUGAUGACUGUCUGGGCUGUUUCCAGGGCCGGGCUAUUGUGAUUACAGCUGCUAUGAACGUUCUUGGACAGGGCUUCUGUAGUAUAGCUUUUUUUUUUUUUUUUUUUUUUUUUUUUUUAAUCUCCUUUCAUUUGGAUAGGGCUCAGGAAGAAAGAGAAACACAUGCGGUCCACUUGUCAUGCUCGACUGGUCUGUCCUGAGUUAAUUCUUUUUUUUUUUUUUUUCUUUUUUAAAGAGAGAAAGAGAGAGAGCAAGCGGAGGAGGGACAGAAGGAGAGAGAAGGAGAGAAACCCAAGCAGGCUCCAUGCUCAGCCCAGAGCCUGACAGGGGGCUCACUAUCACGACGGUUGUCGCGUGACUCAAAGUCAGGACAAGUAUCAGGGGAUCUGUCCACUUCCUGCCUCAUACUCCCGCCUUUUCCCCGCUCUCAGCAUAGACUGCCCACCUCGGUGCUCCUGGCUGCCGUCCGGAGUUCAGAUUUGUUGGGGAAGGUCUUGGGCUGAAGGUUGGGGAAGGUGGCCCACAUCAGCUGGCUGGGCCUCUGGCAGACUCAAGGUUCUGAGCCUGGUCUGAGGGAUCUGCAGGCCCCGACUCUUGGGAGAGUCUGGUCUGUUUGCCCUCUCUGUGGAGGCUGGGGGGCAGCUGGAAUGGUCCUCAGUCAUAGACGCACGUACCUUUAGUCCCCCGGAGACCUUAGGAGCCUUCUGGUGCCACCUACAGGUAAGGAAACUGAGGCACAGAGAGAGGAGCAGUUCUGAGGAUGUCUGCACAGCUAAGGCUGGCUUCUCUCUUGGGCUCUGUUAGCUAGGGGACAUUUGCCACCUCUCCAUUCGCAGCAGCGCUGGAGUGCCCCCUUUAUUUCACCAUGUUGACAGCAUGUGUGCCUCUCCUGCUGCAAGAGGCGGGGGGGAGGGGGGCUCCAGGGAGCGCAGGGGCAGUGCCCGGUUCUCCGCGGCACCCGCCAAGAGUCAGGAGUGGCACAUGGCGUGUGCUCAGCAGAGUGUAGCGGCAUGGAUGGAGGGGGCGGACGGGCGGUGCCCCAGUUCUCCAAUUCUGCCAGAUCCAGCAGUCAGAGCGCUGAGCUAGGGAGCCAGUGGGGAGCCAGGGGACAGACAGCUCGGGUCUGUCCUGCCUGCCCUCGGGAACCCUAGGCCUUGUCUCCCACCCUAGCCCCCCUCCUUGACCUUGUUAAAAAGCCCCUGCUGAGGACAUGGUUGUGUGUGGUGUCUGGCAGGUAAUGCGCACCAAGAAACAGGUGCAUCUGUCACUGGCUUCUCUCUGCUCAUUCAUUCAUGCAUUCAUUCAUUCAUUCAGUGGAUCUCAGACAGAUGGGAAGACCCUUCCCCAGGUGUGAAGGACACGUACAAACAGAAGACCAAAUGCUCAGAGCAAGAGCAAGUGGGUCCCAAGAGUGCACCGGGGACCCCCAAGGCAGGGUCACCUCAUUCAAUCCCCUGCCUCAAGGCAGCAUAGGGUUAGGGAGGAAGACCUCCUGGUUUCCCACCACAGAGGCAGGGUCCAUCAGUCAGUCCUCAGCCUCAGGGAAAGAUCUGGCCCUUAGCCAGCUCCAGGCAGGCAUCCUCUGUGUCCCCUGUGCCCUGGCUAACAGCUGUAGAGUCCCCUCUGUGUUCCACCACCCGAACCAGGCCACUUUCUCUCAUUGCCUUCUCCCGCGUGCACUCUAGUUAUCCCCCAGAUGGGUCCGGUGGCCUGCUCCCUCGUGUCCCUGCCUCAGGCCACCCCGCAGAAGCUUGUCACCAAAUCCAGUCCACCCUUAGCUGAUUGAUGGUCCCCAAGGCCACUCCCCGCCAAACUCAAACUCAACUGUCCUCUCUGGACACCCCUUCCCUACUUCCCAGCUUCUAUAAGGCUAGUUAGACCCUCUUUCUGGGGUCCUUCUUCUCAACUUCAAAUUCCAGGCCAUACCAAUGUGCCUCCCAAGGCCUCCCUGAUCUACCCAGGUGGCUGUGAUGCUGCUUCCCCUGCCGGGACAGCCCAGGCCCAGAGCCCUUGGUCCUUCCUGUGGCCUGUUUCCCACAGGCUUGCCCUGUACCCUAAGUGCCCAUAGGCGUCCAAGAGGACUAUCUUUUUAUCUACAGAUUUAGCCAGCAAGAGGGACUGGAUGCACCCUGGGCAGGCUGUCAGCGCCUUGAGGCAGGCUGUCCUUUCCGGUCUGCUGCCUCCGGUAGGUUCUCGGUCAGCGCCCUUGAGUUAACGCACAAAUGAUUGAAGCUGUCCUCCAACCGGAAUGACCCACCCUGCCUGCAGGGAAAGAUCCACCCUGCCUGCGGGGAGGGCUCGGCUGGGGGCGCUUCCGGGGCCCUCGCUCCAGAUGGCAAGAGGCCGGGUCCCACCACUCGACUGGGGUCUCUGCUCCGCCCAGCUCGCGGGCGGGCGGCCGGGGAGGCGCCGGAAAGCGCUGAGUCACGUUCAGGGCACGUGGCCCCGGGGGAGCCCGGCCUUCCGGGCGCAUGGCUGCGGGAGCGCGCGGGCCGCCCGGGGAUUGGGGCUGCGGGGGCGCGCCCGAGGGGGCGGGGGAAUCACGGGCCGUCGGGGAGGGGCCGCCCGGCGCCCCCGCCCAGAGCAGCCCCGCCACCGGCGUCCUCGGGUGCCAGGAGCCGCGGGACCGAAAUACGGCGGGUGCCGGUGGCUGACGUUACCGUGCCCGCUGGCCCCGACCCCGCUCUGCGGACCGGUCUGGGGGAUAGGGGGAGGGGAGGCCCCGAACCCCUGCCCCGGCCGCCCCGUUUCUGCCCCUACCGCCCCCCCCCCCCCCCCCCCGCCCCGUGCCUUCCCGAGCCUUCCUCAUUUGUUGGCGUUCUCCCGGACUCCACGUUGCUGUCCUCAGUGGCUCCUCUCGCCGCCUCUUCUCCAUUUCCACCCAUCCACCUGCCCUUGGCCUCUCUCCUCCCUUUCUGUGCCUUCCCUGGACAUUCUCGCAGGUUCCAGGCAUACCCCCCCCCCCCCUCCCCGGAGCCGCGGAGAUGUCCAUGGGUGUCGGGCGCCCCCUGGCGACCCCCUGCGCCCGGCCUCGGGGGUGGGAGGAGACCUGGCACUCGCCCCCCAGGUCCCCUCUCGGCGGGAGGCGGAGGUGCAACUCCUGGGUUGGCGGGGAUCGCGCGCCCCCCAGGGGCCCCCGCGCACAGGGUUCCGGAAAGCUGAAGGCGGCGUCCCCAGAAAGGGACCUUGAGACAGAAGAUGCCCCAGGGAGAACAGGCUGGGGAAGGGGCAGGUGUUGCUACAAGCAGAGAGAGAGGGAAGGAAUGCCUCUUGAAUUUCCUCACGUGUUUUUCCGUAGAGCCUGCGCGGGGACGUGCUGGGAAGUCUGGUCUGAAAUGAAGCGGAGGGUAAAGGAGUGAGAGUUGUGCCAGGGGCAGAAAUGGGGAAUUGAGUCAGGAGUAAAGGGAUGCGGAGUGGCCCCCUGACCUUGGAGGCCCUGGAGCCAUGAAGAAUCAUCUGGCCUUUAGGGACUGGCCUCCUCAGCUGGCUCCCUGCUAGGCCUUGACCCUGGGAUCAGAAGCAAAUCCCUGCCGGUCCUCUAAGCCGAGCUGACCCGGAGCUUGAGUUUGAAAAGCAAACAGGUGAAUUUCCCUCAAGGGCUGGUCAUCCUCCAGAUCCACACAGUGGAGAGCCUCUUGUCUGGUGGCCAGUGUCAUGCCGGUGGCCAGGACUCUCCCGUGUCCGGGAGGCAAAAGUUCUCCAGGCCCGGGAACAGCACAGUGGCUGUGGCAUGGGCGGCCGGGAGUAGGGUGAUAGCCGGGUGCCUCUUUGACCCACUAUCCCACUUUGGGACCUGAAAGGCUCCUGGCCAAGCUGACUUCCGGAUCUCCCCAGUAACCCUGACUUAUCACCUCCAGGUGCACUAUCUUGCCGGGAUGUGGGCCUCCGGUCGUGGCCCCGGAGCGUCCGGCUAUCCCAGGAAGGUCAUUUACGUGUCUGUGUGUGAGCCAGCCCGCAAAAUCUUGAGCGGAAAGUGCAGCAUCUGCUUUCCGGGUCUGGGUCUGUCACCUUCUAGAAGCUUGGUUUCCUCUUCUGCAGGGGCACUAAUUACCACCCCUUCUCCCCCCCACAGUUUGUUGUGAGGACUCCAGGCGUAGCCAUUACAAGGGCUCAGCAUGGUGCUAGACACGUGGUGGUCCUCUCAUAUCACAGGCCUCCUCCCUGGCCUGGAAAUGCGGGAAAUGUCACUCCCAUGUCCCCUUAGCCAGCACCUGGUGGCUUCUGCUCUUUAAACAACCCGUCCAAUGUUUGGCACUCACGGCCUGGUUGAUUUCGCCUCCUUGAUCUUCAAGAAUGACUUCACCGGAUGGCACCAGCCAGACUGUUCCGGGUGCUGGCGGUGAUUCAGGACGGGUUUGGGGCAGACAGAAGGAGGUAGGGCGUUCUAAAGGUUCUGGAUAAGCCAACAAUUUGGAACUCAGAACAUAUUCCUGCCCCCCCCCCCCACCCCAGCUGUAUGGAGAUUUAGAACACAUGUCUAAGCAGUGGUAGCUGUAGAAACCUAUUUAAUUCCUAAUAUGCUCCGUUUACAGCCAGAAAGGCCAGCGAAGAGCCCGGUGGACACCGCUGAACGUUUCUUGAGCACCUGUUGUAUGCCAGGCCCUGUAUAUAUGCCGUGUCACUUAAUUCGAGCGGCGUGUUAUUCAGAGGGGACUUUAGCUUUAAGCAGCACAGCUAGUGGCUGGCGGGGCCGGGAGCAGGCUAGGCCUGUCUGCCCCCGAUGCAGGGCUCUCACUUCCCACUCUGCGGCAUCGUAGGUCCGGCGGUGAUGUCAACAGGAGUCAACCACCGCAUGGAACAUACUCCUUUGAUGCGUCCAAAGCCAGACUCCCACCUUCUGCACGGACCUCUCCCAAGACCUGCUCUGGGUAAGGUGACAAGGGGGAGUGGGAAGGCAGUGUGGGUCCAGAAAAGGGCAGGAGGGGGUAGGGAUUCGUCUCAGCCACGUCUCUGCCAGUGUUUCUGCUCCUCGUAGGUGGCUGUGAUUCCCAGGGCACAGAGGUUCACUGUUGCCUCACCAGGCACACCUGACUCUUCCCCACCCCAGCCCCCCGAUUCUCCACUCCCAGACACUCACCCACGAGCUUAUCUCCCCCCUUUGUUGCUCCCUCCAUGCCCUGCUUCGCCCUUGUCCUCUUGGAUUUAGCCAUGGUGCACUUGUUUAUUUGUUUAGCAUAGAUAUGUCCCUGUGUCUGACCAAGGCUGGGUGCUGGGUCCAUUAGAAGACCAGCCCAGGCCUUCCUGUCACAUGCCUGACACCAGCCCUGGAGGCCGAGCUUCCCUCUGGCUUUUGUCACUCAACUGUGAGGACCAGUUGAUUCUUGCCUGCCUUUGAGCUGCCCUCCACGGGACUCCCUGGGGCCUGGCCACUCCUCAGCCCUCCCUCUUGCCUGUGGGGCUCUUCCUGGUGGUGGGUCUUGCUCUCUGCUGGCCGCUUCACGGGCUCCACCAGGAAUUCUCUGGUCCCAGCUCUGGUCCAGACCCCCUUUCCAAGGUCACACUUUGCCUGCAGCCCUCAAGUGGGCAUAGGUCCCCUUGUGACCUCCCAGCCUCUUUGAAGACCUCCAUUCAACCAGUUUACUCAGGGGACAUUCGGUGGGCAAUUGUGAAAAUGAUUUUAAAGUUCAUUUUAAAAUAAA